Molecule: messenger RNA, 846 nt
Organism: Talaromyces proteolyticus
Lineage: Eukaryota; Fungi; Ascomycota; Eurotiomycetes; Eurotiales; Trichocomaceae
Product: acyl-CoA N-acyltransferase
Exons: 2
Coding region: 41-784 (247 amino acids)
Molecular function (GO): acyltransferase activity, transferring groups other than amino-acyl groups
Source: RefSeq, a predicted model, not a curated record
AACGAAUUCGCUACCAAUUACAACUCAAUUCGACAUCAGGAUGGCCAUCAUCAUUGUUUCAACUGAGGAGUCCGAUAUUAAAACAUUGACUAAACUAAGCGACAUCUGCUUCCGAUCAGCACACUCCGUGUUAUUCGAUGGUCCGCUCAGAACGGAAACACUAGACGCAUUAGCUGAGCAGUGUUUCGGUCCAUAUUUUAAAAAAAAUGAAAAUAACGAAAGCCAGAUAACACCACCGAAACGCUGGGUUGCACUUAAAGCCAUUGAUGACGAGACGGGAGAAAUUGUUGGCGAAUCACGCUGGGUCAUUCACUACGAGAAUGAGGCGCUCACCAAAACCGUCGAAGAGCGUGUGGAAGAGCUUCACACACCUCCUUUGCCCCAGACAAGAGUUGAAGUCAACCGUGCUUGGGUAAGGAUGGUGGCAGAAGCCAAGCGCCAAGCGCUUAAAUUUCAAGAGGCCGGGAGCAGCAGAAUAGACAUCAGAGAAAGUGAUCCCAACAAGAUCACCGCAUUGCAUAAGAGAGUGUAUUUGCAAGCAUUAUUAGUACAUCCUGAGCACCAGAGAAAAGGAAUUGGCCGGAAGUUGCUUCAAUGGGGCCUCGAUGAGGCUGACAAGCUAGGCUUAAUAACUAGUCUUGAAUCAACACCAGAGGGUCGCCGGCUAUAUGAAAAGGCAGGGUUCGAAGUAGUGAAAGAAUUGUCGUUAGAUCUAACUCCAUAUGGACAAACGGGUAAACUGCCUCUUGCUAUCAUGGUCAGGCAGCCUAAUCCUAAGAAUUGAUAACGUUGAUAUAUGAAAAUAUAUGGAAGCUGUGCCCCUUUCAAUUUUGUGGAUGAGAACUU